UGUCACUUCACUGUCACAAAAAUUUGGGAGUAAACAAAAAUAACAUCCUUUAAUUUUAGUAUUUGAGUUUACUGAGUUUACUAUUUUUUUUAGAAUGGAAGAAUACGACAAAAUUUUUAAUAAUGAUCCUAUUUACAUGAAAAGCCUUCUGGGGAAACAAGUCAAAAUAAAAACUGUCGAUAGUAGAACUCAUUCUGGCAUAGUUUAUGUGAUUGAUCCCGUUUUCAAAACAGUUGUCUUACAUACAAAUUGGAAAAGUAAUAAAGACCACGACACGCUUAUGAUUAUGCAUCAUGCCAUUGAAUCUCUUGAAGAAUUACCUGAGCCAGUCAAUGAAAGUUAUUUAGAAGAAACGUCUGAACAUAAUUCAAAAGAGAGAAAAUAUGCAGUAAAGAAGUGGCUGAAGAAAAUGAUGAUAAAUGUGAAAGAAAGUGGUGAUUACUUAAAAGUGGACGAUCAUUUAGUUAUUGUACCUCCGUACGGACCUGAAAAUUGUAUAUGUAAUAAUACAAUUGUUUUAGAAAAAGUACAAAACAUUUUAGAAACCAUGCCUAAAGAUUUUUGUUAAAAGAAUUGGUACAUAUGAUGUAAAACUAAGAAGCCAUUUAUUGUAGCAACUAGCAACAUAUUUUAUUACUUAGUUUGUAAGUUUGAUAUUGAUUAAUAUAAAAUAGAAUCAAG
Diabrotica virgifera virgifera (western corn rootworm) is the source of this 681-nucleotide messenger RNA. RefSeq names its product gem-associated protein 6. Gene Ontology annotation, cellular component: nucleus; SMN complex. The coding region runs from base 95 to 568 and encodes 157 amino acids. Lineage: Eukaryota; Metazoa; Arthropoda; Insecta; Coleoptera; Chrysomelidae. The record is from RefSeq and is a predicted model, not a curated record. The transcript has a single exon. Gene Ontology annotation, biological process: spliceosomal complex assembly; spliceosomal snRNP assembly.